GACAAAACGACAAAACGUCAAAGUUACAAUCAGUGCAGAGGAAUUUCUGUAAAAACGAGACUACAGACUCUGAGCACUGUUCGCCAUCGAUCGGUCCGGAGUACAUGACGCUUGAUCCACUCGGCGGGACACGCUGGAAAAAACGGAGAAACCUCGGGAGGAUGUCCAGUGCCGGGAACUGGAGCUGAAAAUCGUUACGGCAAGAUGUGAGGCGAACCGGGAGAAAGGAGAGACCGAGGCCAACGGCAGAAUGUUGGUCCGGAGCUCGUCCGGUCGACGUCGAGCCAGAGUGACUCACGCCGUCAUCGUGAUCUUCCUGGAGUUCUUCGCCUGGGGGCUGCUGACCACGCCCAUGCUGACAGUUCUUCAUGAGACGUUCCCUCAGCACACCUUCCUGAUGAAUGGCCUCGUUCAAGGCGUCAAGGGCUUCCUGUCAUUUUUGUCGGCUCCUCUGAUUGGUGCGCUGUCAGACACCUGGGGCAGGAAGUCCUUCCUCCUCGUCACGGUCUUCUUCACCUGCGCCCCCAUCCCCUUCAUGAGGAUCAGCCCCUGGUGGUACUUCGCUCUGAUCUCAGUCUCAGGGAUUUUCUCCGUAACCUUUUCGGUGAUUUUCGCCUACGUCGCUGACAUCACAGAGGAGCAUGAGAGAAGCACGGCAUAUGGACUGGUGUCGGCGACCUUCGCUGCCAGUCUGGUGACGAGCCCGGCCAUCGGGGCCUACCUGUCCGCUCAUUACGGAGACAGCGUGGUGGUCCUGGUUGCCACGGUGAUCGCUGUGGCCGACAUCGCCUUCGUGUUCUUCCUGGUCCCCGAGUCUCUGCCGGACAAGAUGAGACUGUCGUCCUGGGGGUUCCCCAUCUCCUGGGAGCAGGCCGACCCCUUCUCCUCGCUGCGUCGAGUAGGUAAAGACUCCACGGUGCUGCUGAUCUGUGUCACCGUGUUCCUGUCCUACCUGCCUGAAGCCGGACAGUACUCCAGCUUCUUCCUCUACCUGAAGCAGGUCAUCCAGUUUUCAUCUGAAGCCAUCGCCGGCUUCAUCGCCAUGGUGGGAAUCCUCUCCAUCAUCGCCCAGACGCUCCUCCUCAGCGUGUUAAUGAGGACCAUCGGUAAGAAGAACACGGUUCUGCUCGGACUGGGUUUCCAGAUCCUCCAGCUGCUGUGGUACGCCUUCGGCUCGGAGCCCUGGAUGAUGUGGGCCGCAGGGACACUUGCAGCCAUGUCCUCCAUCACCUUCCCAGCAGUCUCAGCUCUGGUGUCUCACAACGCCGCGGCUGACGAGCAAGGUGUGGUCCAGGGGAUGAUCACAGGUAUCAGAGGUCUCUGUAACGGUUUGGGUCCGGCUCUGUACGGCUUCAUCUUCUUCCUGUUCAACGUGGAGCUGAACGACACACCGCCAGUGGCUCAGACACAAGACACAGAGAAGUCCGUCAUUCCGGGUCCUCCCUUCCUGUUCGGAGCGUGCGCCGUCCUCAUCGCCGUCUUCGUCGCCAUCUUCAUCCCCGAGCACCGUCGAUCGACCGACAGCAAAAGCUGCUCCGCCACCGGCAGCAGCGUCGCCGCCGCACACGCUCAGAACGGCAGCUCUCUGACCACGCCCACCAGCGACCCGGAGGACAUCGAGCCGCUCCUGCAGGACACGAGCAUGUGACCGAGCGCCGUUUGUUGGUGUGGGAGGAACUUCCUGGUCCUUCGCAGCACGUUCCUCAGGUGAGCAGGUAGAACCAAAGGGCUUCGACGGGUCAGAGCCCAACAGCUGAGCCGCGACUGAAGGAGGAUUAUUUAUUCAACGGAACGUUUCGCCGCUGCCUGUUUUUACUCAUUCAGAGCGUUUUACUGGAGAACGUUUACGCCCCGCCCCCAGCACAGCCACAGGUCCGGUCCCACCAGAAUCCCACAGAACCUUCGUAUUUUGGGUCUCAGGAGGUCAAACCACUGAACUAGAGAAACACUGGAUCAGCCACCGACUGUGCUCGGUGAGGUUUAUGGCCGCCAUCUUGCUAGGUGCUGCUUGCGUCACUCUGUAGUGUUUACAUGUGGAAGCCACACAU
Molecule: messenger RNA, 2048 nt
Organism: Nematolebias whitei (Rio pearlfish)
Lineage: Eukaryota; Metazoa; Chordata; Actinopteri; Cyprinodontiformes; Rivulidae
Gene: slc71a2b
Product: major facilitator superfamily domain containing 14Bb
Exons: 12
Coding region: 251-1648 (465 amino acids)
Biological process (GO): transmembrane transport
Molecular function (GO): transmembrane transporter activity
Source: RefSeq, a predicted model, not a curated record